Messenger RNA from Fonsecaea nubica, 1611 nucleotides. RefSeq lists its product as hypothetical. NCBI's taxonomy places the organism in Eukaryota, Fungi, Ascomycota, Eurotiomycetes, Chaetothyriales, Herpotrichiellaceae. The coding region runs from base 1 to 1611 and encodes 536 amino acids. The transcript has 4 exons. The record is from RefSeq and is a predicted model, not a curated record.
AUGAUUUCGAAACCGUGGGUUGAGAAAGCGAAAAGCGCUCGCGACUAUCGAGACGAGACUCUGAGCAAGGUUGAGCCUCCGCUCGGGCCUCUCCCAGAUCCCCUCCCGCUGUCUUCUCAGGACUUGCCAAAGGAGUAUCUGACGCCGCGUGAGUAUGAACUUACCCAGAACUAUGACGCGAUUGAACUCCUCGAGAUGCUGCGCAGCAAGAAGCUCACGUCCGAGGAGCUCACCCGGGCGUUCUUGAGGAGGGCUGCUCUGGCCCAGUAUGCGGUGAACUGCGUGACUGAGUUGAUGUGGGACGAGGCCAUUGAGAGGGCCAAGUAUCUUGAUUCCCUCCCCGAGCCCAUCGGACCCCUUCAUGGGCUGCCCAUCUCGGUCAAAGAACACCAUGGGAUGAAUGGUAAGACCAACCACGCCUCCUACGUGGCUUGGAUUGGCCAGCCGAGUGACCGAAAUCCGCUGAACGAUUACUUGUACGAUGCUGGUUGCGUCUAUUACGUCCGUACCACCGGGCCUCAGACUCUGAUGUCUCUUGAAUGCGACAACAACGUUUAUGGAAGAACCGUCAAUCCCUGGAACCGGAACUUGACAUCGGGUGGUAGCAGUGGCGGAGAAGGUGCCCUUGUGGCGUUCCGCGGCAGCGUUUGGGGACUUGGUGGAGAUAUUGGGGGCAGCGUAAGGGCUCCAGCCAGCAAUUGCGGAGUAUAUGGUUUCAAGCCAACCUCGAAGCGCAUCCCAUUGAAAGGAAUGAAGCAUGUGAUGAACGGAAAAGACUCCGUCCUCGCGACUUUUGGUCCACUAACCCAGAGCCGGGAGACGAUCAAUUUGUUCAUGAAAGUCAUUUUAGACAAUGAGCCGUGGCGAUAUGAUCCAUCUCUGACGGUGAAGAAAUGGACCCCGGAAAAGCUGACCCAGCCUCUCAAGGUUGCCAUUGAAUGGUCUGACGGGGUAGUCAAGCCUCACCCUCCCAUGAUUCGGGCACUGAAAAUGGUUGCCGAUGCAUGCAAAGCUGCAGGGAUGGAGGUCGUGGAUUGGGAACCCUAUAAGCACGACAAGGCCUGGGAUAUCGUCUCGGCGCUGUAUUUUCCAGAUGGCGGCGAACAAAUUCUGGCGCCGUUGAAAGAGAUCGACGAGCCCAUCCUUCCGCUGACCAAGUUCAUCACCGAGGAGCAGCCCAACGUCAAGAGUCUCACCAUGGCCGAAUACUGGGAGCUGUGCGUCGAAAGGGACAACUACCGCGACGAGUAUGCCGCUCACUGGAGCAAAACCGCCGACUCGGGAAAAGAAGUCGAUGUCAUCAUUUGUCCCGCAACACCUGGUGCUGCGCCGUUGCAUGAAACGGCAAGAUAUUGGCCGUACACCAGUCAGUGGAACUUGCUGGACUACCCGGCGGCUAUCUUUCCUGUGACGUUUGUGGAUGUGGAGAAGGACAAGAAGGAGGAAGAUUACGUCCCGAUGAACGAGCAAGACAAGUACAACCACAAUUUAUAUGAGCCAGAGAAAUGGGUUGGGGCACCUGUAAGCUGUUGCAUUGUCGGAAGAAGGAAUAUGGAUGAAAAGGUCAUCGCAGCGCUGGAAGCGGUAGAGAAAGCCAUGGGAAGGAAAUAG